UCUCUACUCACCUUCCUACCGAUCUCUCUCACUAUCCAUCUCUCCUGUUACCUAGAUUCUCAAAUUCUCAAUAUCAAUCCAUCUUCUAUCUUUUAACCGCCACCAUGCUUUUCCGUAUCUUCUUUCUUCUCUCUUUCAUCAUCUUUGGAGUCCUGGCAGCUCCUACUCCUGGCAACGAGCCCAAGGAGCCUGAAAUUCCCGACGAAUUGGAAAUUGGCGUGAGCAAUCUUGACCUGGCUGAAGAGUUCGUGAAGAUCACCAAGGUCCUCGGCGCUGUCAAUGUGAACCACUGCCCGCUCGACAAUAUCAAGCUGCCUCUUGACCGCACCAACCCUGCUCUCCCCAACCCGGCUCCUGGUCUCAAGUUGAAAUACGUCGCUAUCGGUCGUGGCACCCAGAACUACACUUGCAAUGCCACCGACGCGUCUACCACUCCCAAUGCUGUGGGCGCCGUUGCCACCCUCUACGACGCGUCUUGCAUUGUGCACCGAAACCCUGAGCUCCUUCACGCGCUUACCGGCCCGUUCUCGCACUUCAUUCCCGGCGUGAUCCACUUCGUCUCUGCCAUCUUCAGUCGCUUAAUCCACUCUUCUACUGAUACUGUGGUGCUUGGAGAGCACUACUUCGAGGGAAAGACUCCCUUCUUUGACAUGAGGUUGGGCGGCUAUCCCGACUGGGUUGGUACGAAGAAGGUCGCCAGUGCCGAUGCACCCACCAAGGGCAACGACGUGCCUUGGCUAAAGCUUGAGUCUACUAACUCUUCUGGAAUCCACGACGUCUAUCGCAUCUACACCGCCGGAGGAAAAGCCCCUGCCAACUGCCAGGGCCAGAACCCCUACUUCGUUGUCGACUAUGCGGCCGAAUACUGGUUCUACGGCAAUUGAGCCUUGUUUUUCUUUUGUGAUUUUCUCUGUUGACCUGAACUGAUCUUGGGAAGACUGCGUUUCCUUUGUGGUACAUUUAGUGGUCAUCUCAUGCGUUCAUAUGAUUUUUUUCGCACCCAUGCACUGAAGUGCUUGAUCAUG
This is a messenger RNA of Aspergillus steynii IBT 23096, 1025 nucleotides long. Its product is annotated as DUF3455 domain-containing protein. The coding region runs from base 105 to 884 and encodes 259 amino acids. Lineage: Eukaryota; Fungi; Ascomycota; Eurotiomycetes; Eurotiales; Aspergillaceae. The transcript has 2 exons. The record is from RefSeq and is a predicted model, not a curated record.